ACAGGGGCAGAGAGUUUCCUCGAGUCUCCUCCAAAGGGGAGCGGAGGGAGCGAGCCCGCGGCAGCAGCAGGUGAAAGCCGGAGGAAGGGGCGGGUGCAGCCGGCCAGCCGCACAUCUGGAUGGGAGUUGCCAGGCGGAUCCAGGGAUGGGGGGGUCGUAGGAGCCGGGAGCCCAGAUUAUAAGAGGACCGAGCCCCUUUCCCCAGCCCUCCCUCCCCCCCAUUGCAGGCACCGAGGGGGAAGGAAGAGAGGCACCGGCUGAAGAUGCAGCUGACUCAGUGCUGCUUCGUCUUCCUCAUCCAGGGAAGCAUCCAUCUGCUGGUGAUCUGUGGCCAAGAUGAUCUAGGGGAGGAUUCAGAACAAGGUGAACCUGAUGCUCAAGACAGAUCCCAAGUGCAGAAGAAAGGACUUCGGCAAGAGCUGCCCCAAUUAGCUCAAGCCUUAUUUCAGAACUCUACUCUCUUGGAGCUGGUCUCAAGUUCACAGAAAUUCUGGGAAAUGCUGGACAAUGUAUCUGAGCUAGACCGGGAUCCACAUGCUAGAGGACGCAGGGACUCUGUGACAAAUACAGGCAAGUUUAAGAAAAUUUUUGGCUGGGGUGAUUUUUAUUCCAAUAUCAAGACAGUGAAGCUAAACCUCUUGAUUACUGGGAAAGUUGUUGAUCAUGGCAAUGGCACAGUCAACGUCUUCUUCCGGCACAACUCCACUGGGCAGGGAAAUAUCUCCGUCAGCCUUGUCCCUCCAACCAAAGCAGUGGAAUUUGACCUUGAGCAGCAGAUCUUCAUCGAGGCCAAAGAAUCCAAGGUCUUCAACUGCCGAGUGGAAUAUGAAAAAGUGGAUCGUGCCAAGAAAACCACACUCUGUACCUAUGACCCUUCCAAAACUUGCUACUAUGAGCACACCCAGAGUCAUGUCUCCUGGGUCUGCUCUAAGCCCUUCAAGGUCAUCUGCAUCUACAUCACCUUUUACAGCAUAGACUACAGGCUAGUGCAGAAGGUGUGUCCUGACUAUAACUACCAUAGUGAUGUACCUUAUUACCCCUCUGGAUGAUAAACUUUUUCCAUCUCAGGGAUGGCCCAGAGACUAUUGUACUGUGGGGAAUGUUUUGCAAGCAGAAUUGGAGUACAGGGUUCUCUAGAAACCAGAGUUCUGAUGCAAACAGGAGGAAGAAGAGUACCUAUUCUCCCUAAAAGCCUGAGUGAUAGGGAAAGGAGUCAUAGAUUGAGGGUACUGGCAUUUCUAAACCUGACCCAGAUCCAUGGUCUUUAGAGACUAACAUAUGGGGACAGAGCCCGGAUCUAGGCUACAGAUAAAUAGAACAUGGAACACGACUGGGAUUCAGGUUUCUCAGUACAAGAAUACUUGCCUGGAUCUAGGUCAUAUUGUCAUGAAACGGAAGUCUGGAUAUUGGGUAAAGAGGUCAAGAGAAGUAUGUUGACAGACAAGGAAGAGGAAAAAAGAAAACACUGUGGCCCAGAUCAAGAGCAAGAGAUCUCUAUGAAGAUAAGGAUAUUAAUGGACAAAAAGUGCAGGGGACUUGUAAUAGUUCAUUAAAGAUGGCUGUAAGACAUCAUUGGCCAAUAAUCAAUAUACUCUACAGAAGUAUGAGCUGGAGUUGAGUAUGGGGUCUCACAUGUCUAAUACAGAUUUGGGUGCAGGUAUGUCCAGAGACUAAGCAUUAAGGGCUCAGAAAUGCAAACAUGUUGGAGGGUCCUCCGAUUCAGUGGGCAGCAAAGGGAAAAGGGAUAUUAGAUUAUGUUAUUGAUGUUGUCAAGUCAAGGUGAAAUAACAGCUCUUCUCACCACAAGGUUUUCAGGGACUCUCGGCCACUCUGAGCAUCUGGAGAUUUUGCUGAAUCUCAGAACUAUGGAUUUACAGAUAAAGAAACUCUGGUCAAAUCUGUCAAAUAUGUUGACGCAGUAUAUGAUUCAUGCCUUCCCUUCAUUUCACAACUAUACCCCUUAUCACUCCUGUUCUCUCCCUCCCAUCUGCGUCUUGUACCUUCUGCUCUCUCUGUCAUGUCAGUAUCCCCCAUUCUUCCUGUUCAUUCCUCUCUCUCUUUCUCUCUGUAGCUGAUCUUUUUCUACUCAGCAUUCAGGUCCAUUUCUUCUUCUUAGCCCAAAAUACUCUGUAGUUUCUGUAUUUCUUUGGUGAAAAGGGGGCGUGCGCGUGUAUGUGUGUGUAUAAAGUAAAGCUCUGACUGUAUUAUUUAAAUUUUACUUAAAAAAAAAAGCUGUCCUUGAAAUAGAGAAUAAAGUUUCCCCAGUGCUAUGAAGGAAAGUCAGGUGGUUGGGUUUUUUUUGGGGUGUUUUUUUUUUUUUUAAUUAAAAAAAAACACACCUCAUCUCUGCAACGUCUUUUCUCUGGUUAAAGAAAAAAACAACCUUGGUAGAUAACAAAUAAGGUACAAAAUUCAUGCCCUCUCAACCCUACAACAUGCCUACUCUAUUCUAUUCAGAUUCUUCAGCUACACUCACUCACACUAAUAUUUAAGCCACAGAUCUACUUUUUUAUGAAGACUGGGACUUGAACUGCUGAACUUUAAAGCCAGGUGGGUUGCUGUUUCUCUGCAGAGGGGUGCAUUUUGAAUUACGAAUUUAGCAUUCCUAACCUCAGAUAUCUUUCUUUUCAUGUAUGUUAAAACAGGCUCUUACUUUGUCUGCCCAUGCACUCAGUCAUUCUUUUAAAGAGGUAAAACUUGUCCUCACCCCCAGAAGCCUACCUUUACUUCUUGAAGAUUUAACAGCUGCCCAGCAUUGUGUUGGGUUACAAGACUUUAUCCCAUCCAAGUUCUAAGCAACACUCAUAUGUAGGUUAGUUAUGCAUUAAAAUUAAAUGACACUUAAGGCAGGUUUUGUAAUCGGGUACAUUGGGGUUUUUGUUUAGACAA
Alligator mississippiensis (American alligator) is the source of this 2889-nucleotide messenger RNA. RefSeq names its product neurexophilin 3 (gene NXPH3). The coding region runs from base 264 to 1049 and encodes 261 amino acids. The record is from RefSeq and is a predicted model, not a curated record. Gene Ontology annotation, molecular function: signaling receptor binding. The transcript has 2 exons. NCBI's taxonomy places the organism in Eukaryota, Metazoa, Chordata, Crocodylia, Alligatoridae.